Rhizoctonia solani is the source of this 2154-nucleotide messenger RNA. RefSeq lists its product as uncharacterized. The record is from RefSeq and is a predicted model, not a curated record. The transcript has 4 exons. Lineage: Eukaryota; Fungi; Basidiomycota; Agaricomycetes; Cantharellales; Ceratobasidiaceae. Bases 1 to 2154 code for a protein of 717 amino acids.
AUGGAGUUGGUUCACCGAGCAAUGGAGAAGAUGUUCCAGCCACUACGUGAGGCUUUGGAGGAAGGUGUUGAGAUGUGGUGUCCAGACGGUCAUCUGCGUCAAAUAUUUCCACGCAUAGCGGCCUACACAGCAGAUUGGCCCAAACAAAAUCUACAGGGGUGCACAUCGGAGGGGGGCUGUCCAAUAUGCAAAACCUUGAAUUCAGAGCAAGGAUUGCUUGAUGAAGAAUCCGACCUACGCAAUAGAGAGGAGACAUUAGAUGCAAUACGGAAAUACAUGAUGGAUCAAAAUAUUACUCGCCUGAAACUCCUUGGGUUAAAACCCACCUGGCCAUGGUGGGGGGAUAUCCCUGGCCUUAAUCUUUCAGCUUGUUUUACCCCCGACCUCCUUCACCAAGCCUAUCAAGGUGUCUUCAAGUCCCAUAUUGUCCGGUGGAUGAAGCACAUCAUUGGCACACACGUGCUUGACAAUUGGCUAUUGGCUAUGCCACAGGCAGAGGGGUUGACGCAUUUCGCUAAAGGGAUCACACCGGUCAGUCAAUGGACGGGGCGACAGAGCAAACAGCUACUUGCUCAAUUCUUACCUGCUGUAAUCGGCGGUCUGAAUCCCCCGGAGCUAGGGGAAAUGAUUCGAGUUCUUGUCAACUUCAUAUAUCGAUUGCACGCGUUGAGUUUAACGGAAUGGGACCUCGGGGCGAUGGAGGACGACCUGAAAACCUUCCAUGAACUUAAGGAGUUGCUUGUCCUUAAAGGGUUCUAUAAGUCCGAAAGGCGUUUUAACCAGAUUCCCAAGUUGCACAUGCUACGACACUGGGUACGGUCAAUUCGCGAACUGGGUACGCCAGACGGCUACAAUACAGAGGCUCCAGAACACCUACAUAUUGAGUACGCCAAAGUUCCGUGGCGCGCAUCGAACAAAGUGAAGCCACUGGAGCAGAUGGUCAUAUAUAUUCAACGUCAGGACGCGAUAAGGAUGCACCGAAGAUACCUGGAGCAAUACCUAGGAAUGGAUCAGGGUGAAGGCGAGAGUCCAGAUGGGAGCGAAUACGAUAAGAGACGAACUGAGCUGGAACAGGUUGAGGCACUAGCCGAGCAUGCGUUUGGGACUCAGAGCGCGCGUUUUGGCUCUACGACGUCCUUGGGCGUGGAAAAAACCUGCGGACAAGGCAAUGACAACACGAACGGGGAGGACAAGCUUGAACAAAUUGUUUACCCACGUCCGUUACGAUACAUGGCCAAGCAGGCGACCAAGGAGAAGCAAACCUUCCAGGACUUAAUUGACAAAUACAAGGCUUCGAAUGUCAUUUCUGACGUACGCGAUUUCCUUACACGCCGAUUGGGAGUCCCUAGACACGACAGCUUUGUUUCCCAAAACAACUACGUGAAUGUCUGGCACAAAAUUUAUCUAUUCCAUUCUCCCCCCUCGUUUGCCCCUUUCGAUCCCGUUAAGCGAGACGUAGUACGUGCAAGUGCACCUGAGGUUAGUCCUAGUGGACGGGUUCGUCGGGCUGGUGUCUGGGAUGUUGCGUUGUACGUGGAAAAGCCCAACCGCCUGCGUUCUUUUUCAGACACAAAUGAAAAACACGGGAUUCACCGAUAUCGUGCAGGACGAGUACGUGCCUUAUUCACACUCCCUGCGCACCUACGCUUCUAUUAUAGUGGUGAAUUGGCAUACCUUGAGCUUUUUGAGUCGUUCGACGUUUCUGCAUCUCCUUUCACAAAGCUUUACUCGACCCGGCCCGAUUUCGAUUCGAAGGGUCUUCGUCAAACCCUUGUUAUUCCAGUUACCGACAUAGUCUUCGCCACGCACCUCGUCCCUAAAUUCCAUACGAUCGAGAAUCAACUGGAGCUUAAUCGCUACGUUGAUCUUCUCGAUACUCGCGGGAACUUUUGGCUUAAUCAUUACUACAAUCAUCACUUCUACCAGUACAUUCAGUAUUGGAGGCGUCACCGGCCGCGCCUCCAAGAUCGACUUCUUGCAAAUCUUCAACGCAGCAGGUUUCCAAGACUAGCGGGGGAGAGAGAAUCCCAGGAAGACUCAUCCGACUCAUCCGUUACGUCUCAACGUUGGGACCCCUCGGCAUCUCGACAGCCUGAACAUCAACUCGACUACGAGCGUGCUGACAAAACUGCUCGCACUUUUGGGCUUCAAUAA